This is a messenger RNA of Drosophila santomea, 614 nucleotides long. Its product is annotated as allergen Tha p 1. The transcript has 2 exons. The record is from RefSeq and is a predicted model, not a curated record. Lineage: Eukaryota; Metazoa; Arthropoda; Insecta; Diptera; Drosophilidae. Bases 42 to 461 code for a protein of 139 amino acids.
UUACCCUUACCGUGAUUUUGCCAAGUCCAGCUCCUUUGCGCAUGCACGAAUAUCUGCGGGAUACAGAUACACAGUUUCUGCUCCACAUUCAGUUAUACUAUACCGUAGCGCGUUCAGGAAGGAUGCUAUUUCUCAAUAAAAACCGAGUGCUUUCUUUGGUCGUUAAUUUUAUUUUUCUUAUCAUUCUCAUUUCAUCGAGCGUCCAAGCAGAUGAGAGAAACAUAAACAAGCUGCUGAACAACCAGGUGGUGGUCAGCCGCCAGAUUAUGUGCAUCCUCGGCAAGAGCGAAUGCGACCAACUGGGCCUUCAACUUAAAGCUGCCCUGCCAGAAGUUAUAACCAGGAAAUGCAGGAACUGCUCGCCUCAACAGGCUCAAAAAGCGCAAAAGCUGACCACAUUUCUGCAAACUAGAUACCCGGACGUUUGGGCAAUGCUUCUAAGAAAGUACGACAGUGCCUAAAUGGCAUUUAAAUGUUAUUCACAUGCAUCGAAUAUAAUAAACUAGUCUCGACAUCAUCCCUAGCAUUUGGUUUUGUAGCUUAGGGGACUUUCUAAGGAUUAGGCGGCUGAAAGAAAUCCCUUCUUUAAAUAAAACAUGGCUUUGUACACAUGA